UUUUUUAGUUAUUUUUCUAUUAUUUCUAAGAAAAAAUGAAAUUUGUUUAUAUUAUAAGCGUUGGUAGUUAAAUUUAAGUAUGAAAUAAAAGAGUUUUAGAAAUUAAAUACGUUUUUCAUUGGUGAUUGUAACUUAUGUGUUCAGUUUAUUCAGUUCAUGUAUAUGUACAUGUGAUAGCGUUCAGUGUGAAUGUAGUGCUCCGGUAAAUUAAUCAAAUACCCUGUAAAUAGUACAUAUUGUAGCAAUAGAGUGCAAUAUUUUUGAUUGCAUUAGUCAGCGAGAGACUUUGAUAAAAAAAGAAUCGUUUUUUCUUGUGGUUUUAAUGAGAAUCCGGCAACGGUUUAUGUUUACAACUAACGGAGACCAAAUCAUAAUGCAAUUAGUUGGCGAGUGCAAAAGUCAGUGAAGAGGAAACACGGCAGACAAACAGUGAACGUGAGAAAACUGGGAAAAAUGUUGCUUGGCAACAAAAUUCAUCGUGGCUCUUGGAAUUGUAGAGACAUCCCUGGAACAGCUGUCUCUAAGCGCAGUUUACGCCCCACGUCCGCACACUCACACAGACUCAACAACACCAACGAAUUGAUGUCUCACUAUCACACGGAAAAGACUCUCAUCCAAUCCCAGAUCGAAAACAAUGAUAGGCUUCGUGUUUCGCACUUGCAAUCGACUCGGCAAGAAAUCAUGUUACGUGGUGACUCGUAAUUCAUCGAGUGCAAAGCCUGAACUGACAUCAGUCAGGUAUAAAGUGGAGCGAGGACCUUACGCCACAUUGACUGAAAGUCAUGUCAACUUUUUCAAGAAUCUUCUCGAAGAGAAUAGAGUCAUCACGGAUUCGGAAGAAUGCGAAGGCUACAACAUUGACUGGGUCAAAAUGGUCAGGGGAAACAGCAGGCUUGUUUUGAAACCAAAAACUAGAGAAGAAGUAUCAGAAAUUUUGAAAUACUGUAACGAUAAUCGUCUUGCUGUUUGUCCACAAAGUGGAAACACUGGACUCGUUGGCGGAAGUGUUCCAGUUUUUGAUGAGAUUGUUGUCUCUAUGCGCCUCAUGAACAAAAUCAUCAACACUGAUGAAAUGUCUGGUGUGGUGGUUUGCGAAGCGGGAUGUAUUCUCGAAACUUUGGAAGAGCAUAUGAACAAAGUGGGCUUAAUUAUGCCUUUGGAUUUAGGAGCAAAGGGUAGUUGUUUGAUUGGUGGUUGCGUUUCUACCAACGCCGGUGGUUUGAGAUUACUUAGAUACGGAAAUCUACAUGGAAAUAUUCUAGGACUCGAGGCUGUGAAAGCUAACGGAGAAGUUGUUAAUUGUCUAAAUACUCUUAAGAAGGACAAUACGGGUUACCACAUGAAGCAUUUGUUUAUUGGAUCAGAAGGUACUUUGGGAAUUGUUACGAAAGUUGCCAUUCAAUGUCCACCUUUACCCAAGGCAACAAAUGUCGCAUUUUUAGGACUGGAAAAUUUCGACAGUGUGUUAAAAGCAUAUUGUUUGGCGAAAGCCGAAUUGGGCGAAAUUCUAUCUUCCUGUGAAAUGAUUGACAGGCUUUCGUUGGAGGUAUGCACCAAGUACCUUCGUUUACAAAAUCCUUUAGCAUCGGGUGGCGAUGGUCAUAAUUUUUACAUGCUAAUUGAAACAGCUGGAAGUCAACUUGCACACGAUCAAGAAAAAUUGACGAAUUUCGUCGAAAAGGCAAUGAACGAGGGUAUCAUUGUCGAUGGCACCAUGUCCUCAGAGCCAUCUAAAAUGAAGAAUAUUUGGGCUCUACGAGAAAGAAUUGCUGAAGGCAUCAUGCAUGAGGGUUACACUUAUAAAUACGAUGUUUCAUUGCCGCUGAAGAAUUUUUACAAAGUUAUCGAAGUUCUUCGUCAACAUCUCAAGAGUCCUGAUAUACGAAGAAUCAGUGGUUACGGACAUUUGGGUGAUGGAAAUAUGCACGUGCAAGUUUCCGCAAAAGAGUACAGUGACGAUAUUGCUGCUCAAUUGGAGCCUUUUAUUUUUGAAUUUAUCUCAAAAGUAAAUGGAAGUGUCAGUGCUGAGCAUGGAAUUGGAUUUAAAAAAACAAAGUUUUUACAUUAUAGCAAAGAUAGUUCUGCUAUCACACUUAUGAAGCAGAUUAAACAAAUGAUGGAUCCUAAGGGGAUCUUAAAUCCUUAUAAAGUUUUAUAUCCUUUAUAAGUACAUAUAGAAAUUGACAAAUUGAUUUAUAUAAAAAUUUCAAUUUUUCGAGAUUAUAUUUUUCCAUUAUUAAUUUAACGUCAAACAAAGUCUGCGAGAUUUUAAUGAGAUUUGAAAAAUUGUUUGCAAACAACUCUACAAAUUUUAUUAAAGUAUUUUAUUUAGUUUUCAAUUUUAAUCGAACUUUUAGCUAUAUAGAAAAAACCCAUUGGG
Molecule: messenger RNA, 2380 nt
Organism: Leptopilina heterotoma
Lineage: Eukaryota; Metazoa; Arthropoda; Insecta; Hymenoptera; Figitidae
Gene: D2hgdh
Product: D-2-hydroxyglutarate dehydrogenase, mitochondrial
Exons: 9
Coding region: 635-2167 (510 amino acids)
Cellular component (GO): mitochondrion
Molecular function (GO): catalytic activity; FAD binding
Source: RefSeq, a predicted model, not a curated record